UCUUAUUUUAUAACAUUAUUGUUAAAUUUAAUGGUGGAGGCCUCUAUUUGGUGGAUGCCUUUGGUCAGAUGCCCACUCUGCCCACACUUACAUCCACCACUGAUGGUGACUGCUAGACUAAUACUAUUAAUAGUUAAAUUGUGUGAGUUUUUAUAUGAGAGUGUAUGUUGAAGUGUAAUGUGAUGUGAUCUAUAUGUGAAAGAUUCAGGAAAGCUGGUUAGACAGACUUAAGUCCUGAAAUUGAGAGGUACAGUGCUGGUACUUUGAAAGACAGGUGGCAGUGUUGUAGUUUGGUGUGUCAUCUGAACCGUGAUGUCAGCAUGUCAAAUUCAAAAUUCAAAACUUUAUUUCUUUGUGUAGCAUACAAUGUGUAGUUUACAUGUAGUAAAAUAUAGUUAAGCACAAAGAAAGCCACUAACAUACAUAAGCAUUUUGAGCAGACUGAUACUAAUGCUUGCUAAUGCAACACAGCAAUAUGACGAGUGACCGUGGAUGUGCUACCACUUUUUUUUUUUUUUAAUUGCCCUAUCUCAGUAGGAGAUGGCCAGUGUAUUAAAGUAAAAUUGAAUUUCAGUUUAGAUUAUUUUAUUAUGAGAAUAUCAGACUUUAUAGACAAGUGGAGAGUCAUUGUAAGGAAAUGAGAGUAGAGUAUAGAGAUGGAAAACAUGUGUAAAAUUGCUAUCACCUGUUUUGCCCUAUUUUAGUGGAAUUUAAUUUUAUGAAUAAAUACUAACAGGGACAAGCCCAUGGCAGUGGGAGGGCUGGGAAUGCUGAGUACGAGCAACUAUGCUGCUCGCAAGUUUGGUGUUCGGGCUGCCAUGCCAGGUUUCAUUGGCAAGAAGCUGUGUCCUGAUCUUGUCAUUGUUCCUCCAAAUUUCACAAAGUACAAGCAAGUUAGUAAAGAGAUUCAUGAAGUUUUCUCCGAGUACGAUGCCAAUUUUUGCUCUGCUUCUUUGGACGAGGCAUACUUGGACAUUACCGAGUAUAUGAACAAAAAUGCUUCACACUAUGAUGUCGACAAACUGGAGGAUAAUGAAAAUGGUAGGUUAUCGAAGGCUAUAGUAGAAGAGAUAAGAGAGAAAAUUUUCAGCAAGACGCAGCUGACGGCAAGUGCAGAAUUUAUGCACACUCCAGUUGAACUAUUGACUUCAGUACCAGAACCUCUAUCAUCCACCUCAGCCCAGUAGUGCAACAGCAUAACUCUCCACUCUUUUCACAAUCAUCAACACACACCAGCACCCAGAAUUUAAGGUAAGAAAUACUGUUAUUUCUCUUGUUUGUAAUCUUAAGCAGUAAAACAACAUAAUACAUCACAGUGAACAACAAUUACAUAUUCACUUUUAUUUUUGUAAGAUCUGGAGGUUUAAAAAAAAAUUGUUUGGAUUUUUUGAAGGCUCCCUGGAAUGUAACCUCAUUUUUGCCCUAAG
Cherax quadricarinatus is the source of this 1427-nucleotide messenger RNA. Lineage: Eukaryota; Metazoa; Arthropoda; Malacostraca; Decapoda; Parastacidae. The record is from RefSeq and is a predicted model, not a curated record.